This is a messenger RNA of Salarias fasciatus (jewelled blenny), 1140 nucleotides long. RefSeq names its product small integral membrane protein 12 (gene smim12). The record is from RefSeq and is a predicted model, not a curated record. The transcript is spliced from 3 exons. Lineage: Eukaryota; Metazoa; Chordata; Actinopteri; Blenniiformes; Blenniidae. The coding region runs from base 157 to 432 and encodes 91 amino acids.
CAGCAGCAGCGUGCUAACAGACCGGUAAAGAAACGCUAAAGUGAUCUUCAAGAAAAUCUAAAGACAUUAAAUCAAGCAAGCUGAUCUGCUAGUAAGAACAUUUAUCUCAAUGCAAGCUUCCAAAAAUCCAGUAAUGAGCCAACGCGGUCUGCGGUCAUGUGGCCUGUCGUGUGGACGGCGAUGCGGACCUACGCCCCGUACGUCACCUUCCCCGUGGCUUUUGUGGUCGGAGCAGUGGGCUACCACCUCGAGUGGUUCAUCAGAGGGACCCCCAAGCCCCGGGAGGAUGAAAAGGGCAUCCUAGAACUGAGGGAGGAGAGGAAGUUGCAGGAACAAGUGGGUAUGGACAGCACCCAGGUGCUCAGCCUCAAAGAGAAGCUAGAAUUCACGCCAAAAGCGGCUCUGAACAGAAACCGAUCUGAGAAGAGCUAACCUCCUGUUGGUGUGAUAGACUUGCAUUUGCCUUUAUUUCACUGGAAGUGAAAAGGAAGGCAGAAAUGACCCGCUCUUCAUGUCCACUUAAGUCGUAUGUUCUCACUCAAGACUGCUGGAUCGUGACUGGACCCUUAAUAGUAGCUGAAACAUUUAUUCUUGAUUGAACUUUUUGCUGCAUGAGAUUCCCCAACAAGCACCUUGACGAUGCUCAUGCUCGCAUGUGGAUCAAUCAUUUAGCCAAAGGAAAACAUCUACGUGGGACCUGUCUGUGUUUUGCCUUUAAUCUGAUCAGCAGUUCUAAUGUGACGUCGUUUUAUCAGAAAAUCUAUCAAUCCAGUUGUGAUUUUGCUUUAACUUCCCUCCAAUCUGAAGUGUGAUUUCAUUAAAAUGAUGGUACUGUUAGAGACCUGUCAGUCAUCUCCCCUUGGAAUCCUUCUGUACAUAAACACAGGUCUUUGAUCGUCGACAUAAAAGUGGAGAAUAAAGGGUCUUUGUUGUGGUUCUUUUUAUCUGGUGGAACCUGUGAUGGUAUGUGACUAAAUCAGGCCGCAGUGUGGGAGGUCUCUCAGGAAGCUUAAGCUGCUUAGCCGUUUGCUUCGGAUCAUACAACUUUCAGAAAGUCUCACUGCACUUUGAGUGAACCAAUAUGUUUUACUGAAAGAGUCAAAUAAAGGAAAAUGAUGUUUGUAUGUUGAACGUGUGUAC